This is a messenger RNA of Folsomia candida, 7750 nucleotides long. RefSeq lists its product as uncharacterized. The record is from RefSeq and is a predicted model, not a curated record. Gene Ontology annotation, cellular component: membrane. The transcript has 8 exons. Lineage: Eukaryota; Metazoa; Arthropoda; Collembola; Entomobryomorpha; Isotomidae. The coding region runs from base 2166 to 3422 and encodes 418 amino acids. Gene Ontology annotation, biological process: sensory perception of taste.
UCCAUCCUUCCCAUAUUUAAUAUUCAGUCCUGGCAAAGUAAAGUUAUACCAAAAAUCUGGUCCCAAAUCCAUUAAAUAACGUUGCUAAUUCCAAUCGCAUUAUUUUUUAUCGGUCCCUACGCAGUCUACGGAUGCACGGAAGGCGAAUUCUCACCACAUCCAUCAGACUGAACCAAAUAUUUGGUUUGCAACCAUGGCUGCUGUGCAAAGGCGGACAAAUUCUGUGAUCUGACAGCAUAUUACUAUGUAGAUUGUAUCCUCAUUGACACUACCAUAUUAAAAUUCCAGCUCGAUUGGACGAUUUCUAAAAAUCCGUAUGGGUUACCCCGUAGGGUGUUUGAAAUUGUUGCAAUUUUAUUUCAUAAUUUUCUAUUACAAACCAUUAGCUAUCCCAGGUACCAAAUUUCAGCUUUCUUCGACUGCUUUGGAUUUUUGGAACAAAUGACCCGCAUCUCUAAAAUGACCAAAAUAGGUGUGCCGAAGGUCGAUCGGAACAGUUUAAAAAGAGUUAUACAAGACGGCAGACAGACAGACAGACAACACGGGUUCAUAAUACCACAGUGCGGGGGAAAAAAUAUUAAGAAUUACGCGUAUGCAGAUCAGCGAAAACCCAUUAAUCCCCGUGUUGUCCAUGUACGCACUUAAUUCCUCAUAUUUGACAUGCACCCCGUGAGCAUAGGUUCCAUUUCGACAAUACUCCCAAUUGGCCACGGGAGGUCAUCGAAUCCACGCCCCGUUUACUUGAAAUUUGAAACAUUCCCGAGCAAAUUGAUUAAAUUUCUACCACGUGGAUGAACCGGGGGCGGACCGAGGUCGAAGUGGUAGGCUGCUGAAAAUUGGAUAAUUGCGAAAAUGAUUAAAUUGAGUGAACUUAUAACUGUACUGGGAAGCAAAUUAUACUGACCAAGUUUUAGACGGACGUGAUUUAAAUGGAAAGUUAAACUAUGUGUAUAAUUGUUUUAAUGAGUAGAUAAUUUAAGCAACAAAUGAGGUUUCACUUUUGCAUUGUAUGGCCAAUUCUUUAUGAUGCAAAGUAGAAACUUUUCUACCUUUUACAAUUUGCUACCGUAGAAUUAUCUCAAGGUGCAUAAUCAAAGCUAUUUUACAUCACACGAAAGGUAUGUUUGUAUAUUACCGAAUUUGUAAAUUGAAUCCAGCCGCUGAUAAGCUGUGACGAUAAAACCGACAAGUUAAUAACUGACACAUAAACUUAGCCCACACAUUUGGCUUGAUAAGGUUCCGACGAACCUAAUAAGUUUUUACGUAGGGUUGCCGGAAGACGAGAUGAGACGAGAUAUACCACAUCUCAUCUCGUCUCACCAUUUGCUGAGAUGCGACGAAAGCUAAAUGAGAUACUCAUAAUUGAAGCUCAUCUCAUCUCGUCUCAUUAAACUUGAGAUGAGAUGAGAUGAGACGAGAUGAGACACGUAAGGACUAAUAAAGGGUGUUCGGGCCAAAACUGAGACGCUUUUGCCUAAACAUUUUAAAAUGCAAUAUGAAAAAAACUACUAAGAAGAGUAUGAUAGCCUGCUAAUUCUGGAGAACUGAACUAGAAGUGAAGUAAAUCUAGAAGGAAAUUGUCAUAAAUCUCUAAAUGUGAUAUUGAUAUAAAAAUGUCAUUCAACUUCUUACAGAAGUGAACUAGAAGUGAAAGUAUUUAGUAGUUGGAGCGUGAAUAAAUGUGCCCCGUGUUCUACACGGGCAACAGCCUAGUAAUAUACAGUAAAUUCAGCUGAGGUAAAUUUACUACCUGUGGUAACAAAUUUAAUUCCAUUGUGCUUGAGCCGUAUAUACAUAGGCACCGCCAGUAAUAUCGUUUAUUACCGACUUAUUUUGAGUGUAUGUGUUCCUUGCAUACGUAAGUUACUUUACAGAAAUUCAUGAAAAAUAGAGAAUCCAUAUUUUCGUUUAAUUUCGACAUUUACAAAUGCGAUAUGCAGACUUACCCUGAUGUCCAUCUAGAUUGAAGGAAAUGGGCAAAACCCUCCUCCAUCUGUAUACAUAAUAAUUAACCUACAUUAAGGUGCAUCCAUUAAUCUUUAUCUAAGUGGUUUUUAUCAUUAGUUCAGAUCAAUAGGUAUUUAAGUAGGUCACAGUUCAGUGAGAUGUGUGUCAAAUGUGUAAAGUGAGUAGCGUCUGUUUGCCCUUCGGCUCCUUAGUUUACGAUGGAUCCGAAAAGUAGAACUUGCUCGGUCAAAGUAUUCCUAAUCAUUUCCCGAUACUUGUGCAUCCUACCCUUGAAGUUGGAUUGGGGCAAUGUAAAAAUUCCCAUAAAAUGGGUCAUCGCUUCCGCCACAUUUUGUAUCAUUUCGUUUUCUAUCUUGCUUCAAUUAGUUCCAUUUUUUGUAGCUUGCUCGGAAUGGUAUAAAAGUCCGGAUAAUAGAUCAACCGAUAAAAUAAUUUUUGGUUGUUACAUUUGGAUAUUUUUCAUUCAACGGUACCUCUGGCAACCGAUGGGAUUUUUGAAGACGAAGAAAAUUCGAUCAUUAUUAGAAUCAAUGGCUAAUUUGGGACUACUUGGAAAGGAAUCUGCUUCAAUAUUUAGUCCUCAGUUUUACAUUCUUUCAAUCGGAUCUGUUAUAAAUGCCUGUACAAUGGUGACUGUCAUAGAGAAGGAUUUAGAAAAUGUUUUCGCUUCUGCAGACUUCAAGGAUUGGAAGAUUUUGCCGUUAAAUAUUUUGAUUCAAGUUACCGGGACGUCUAUCACCGGGCAAAUAAUCGCCCAUUGGACCAACAUCCAUUGUGAUGCUGCAUUUACAGUUUUUGUUUCAAUUUUCAUCUUCUUCCAUCGUUCCAUUCGCAAAGCACUGGGUCAGUUGGAAUUCCACUUAUUACGCGAUCAUGCCGUCAAUUGUCCGUACUGUGACCGAAAGACGUUCGGUCGACCAUAUUACAAGGAACCAUUAACCAGGUUGCGACAACUCCUCAAAAUACUGCGGGAUGUUAAUGAAGUCGCGGAUCAAUUUAUUUUUAUCUUUGUCACGUCAUCUAUCCUGAUUUUGAUUACGGCUGUGCACGUCCUGUUCGUGACACUGAUAAGGCUCAGCAAUGUUCCGGCCGGAGAGCUGCAGGGUGUCGUGGUGAAGCAAACGGCAGCAAUGGUUGUGAUAGUUUUAUGUGUUAUUUUGAAGAUUGUCAUACUCAUAGAGGUUGGACAGGAUAUUAAAAACGCGGGUGACCAUUUUACCAGUACGCUGUCUGAACUUGGAGUUGUUGAGAUGGGAAAUCACCCUCAAUUCUUCGGUCAUUCGAUUUGUCCACUUAUUAAAGAAUUAAGACAAACAGUAUCCCUCCACACGUUUGAAAUUCACCCAAGUAACUUUUUCUCGUUGGAUAGAAAACUAAUUACGACGACAAUUAGUACUGUAGUGUCGUUCGUGAUCGUUUUUGCGCAAUUGAGAGAAUCGGAGAGAAAUGCGUGAGAAUUGAUACCGGUUCCAAAACUAACCAAAAUGUUUGAUUGCAGAUACAAAUAUUGAUUUUAGGGGGUGGACAUAUUAAUUAUAAAUAAUCGAUAUAAUGUCACAUAUUGAUUCAUUCUAAGUGUAUGUACUUAAUUUAAUUCACAACUGUAUAAGCUUUGGAUCAAUUUGAUCGAUUUUAUUACUAAAGAAUUUAACUAUAAAGCACCAUAAACUUUCUAAAAUAUUACUUCCUAGAGCAAAAUUUGAUCCCAAACAUCUUAGUACGACACAUUAUCCGUACAUAAUUAAAAAGUCGGGCCCCUUAAUUUAGCUUUGGACAAUGUGCUGAGAGGGGAAGCAUAAUUAUUAAAACGGGUGGUAAAUGAGAUCCUCGUGUGACGCGACUUUGGUUACUUUUACUUGUGGUUUACUUGGUCGGAUUAGAAAUUGUACCUUACAAAAAUACUAGCCGGACCAACCGUCCUACUUGGACAAUGAGCAUUGGGAGAGUUGCAAGGAAAAGAAGGAGGAAAUUGUAGAUAUUGAGUUGAGUUCAAGGUAGGACAGGGUAGUCUUAAUUAAAUUAGGAUAACAAGACGGUCUGACGGUUGAAAAUGGUUACAAAAUCAAAGAAAAGAAAUGUUGAGAGGAUCAUUUACAUUUAAGCCGAUUAAACAAUCAUAUCAAGUUUGCAGAGUAGUUACAAAUAUAAAAUAAAGAUAAAAUGUCUUAUGCAAUCGCUCAAUCCUAGUUAUUUUUAAGUAUGUUAUAACCAAAUAUUUUUUUCAAAAGAGUGAGAUUUAAGGAUGGGAACACAUUAAAUCCAUUGGUAUGAAAUACAGUGUGUUCAAGUGAUAUAUUUAGGCUUUUAAAAUUCUCUAAAAAAUCAACCACUGGGUCGAUUUUUAUAAAAUUAAGUUUGUUUGGUAGUACAACUAUCAGAAGGCAUUUUGAUACAAAUUUUGAGUUUGUAAAGUUUUUUUGGGAGGUGGUGGUGGCACUUUCCCAAAAAAACACCAAUUUUAACAUGGGAAAUCCUAUCCCAAUUUAACUUGGUUACAAGGAAAUUUUUAACUUUUAGCUGUAAAAUUGUGAAUUUCUGUACUGAACCCGAAUUCGGGGUGUAUGUACAUACAAAUGAGAUGUAGUGGCCGAAAGUAAUGUUUUAUUACAGUAUUGUUAUGCUUUAUGAAAUACGAAAUAUAUGUAGCAAUCUUUUUUAGAUUUAGAAUUUAAUCAUGUUCCAUCAAUCAAAAAUGGUGUAUGAAUGUGUAUGGAUGACGCUAGCAAAGCCGUCAUCCAUCUUUCUGAAGAGGUUGUAUUGCUUGUGAGUUUUUGUGAGGAUUAAGUGCUUAUCAGCGUCAGAGAUAAGCAUUAUUGGUAUAACAGGCCUCACAAUUUCUCCAAACAAAACUAAAACACUAAUCACCAAGAGUAUCCCACAAGUGUAGAAACUUGUCUAAACUUGUUUCCAAAAGAGAUGAUGAGAUCUUAGUUUUUUACGUUCUUAUUUAAUAAUUCAGAUUUGACCUAUAUUUAUAAUAUAAAUUAGACGUCUUCUCUACAUAGAAAGCAAGCAGUGGUGAUUUUCGUUGGACAUAUGUAAAUACCGCGGAAAGCGAAGUUAGAUAAGAAGAGCCACACAUAUAAUAUGUCAGACGAUGGAAAAAAGUAUAAUAAAAUAUCCCAAUGCAUACCAGAAAUCAAAACAUGAUUAAAUAAAUAUGUAUCAUCACUGGGAUUAACUGUUUACAACAAAACUCAGACACAAAGCAAGUCAGCACAUACAUAAAUAUACCGGCUAACCAACAGGAAAUGUAAACAUGCCGCUGUUAUAAAUACAACCGUUUACUAUUUGAAGUGACGAAAAUACAAGGUCCAAAAUAAUCAAAGUUUGCUUCCUGUGAGAACAGUAAGCAUAGAUUAGAAAAGUUUGUUGUUAACUUCCUGCUAAUGUCGGUUGAAAAAGUAUAAAAGAAAGAAUCCCUGCCACAUUCUUUCAAAAAAUCGAGUCCAAAAUGUUCCCCUUCCAUCGAAUUAUUGGUUUUCUGUUUGUGGUAGCUGUCGUAGUUCUAACAUUCCUAUUUGUCCCGGCUUCACCUCCCGUCGUAAAAAAUUAUAAUCACAUAAGUGGCGGAUUUCUCAUGAGACACUGCGUUGACCCUGGGUCUGUACCGAAAGACACGAAGAGCUGGAACAAGUUUUAUCGUAGUAAGCUGUUCCAAUAUAAUGCCUUCGUUGCCUACCAUCUCAUGAGGACAUUUAAGCAGCCCAAGCUCCGGAAGGUUCACCACUUUUUCGUUGUGACGGCGGAUGAUUUACGGAAUGCAUUUUCCCUAUUCAGCGAGAAAGUUGAGCGUGGGAUCUACAACAGUAGUUUUCCAUUCGACACAUUCGAGUUGAGGUUGAGGAAGGACGGGGCUUACUCCGUGAUUCCCUUGGGUAAAAAGCUGGCUCAAUGUGUUUUGAAUCCCGAUUGGCAGCCUGUACAUCUUGCACAAGUAAUUUAAUAUUUUUCCCCUCCCCAUAUUGAAAGUGCCAUAUAAAUUUCUCUGACCAUGUGUGCCCUGAAUGACCGUUCAAAAUUAGACCUCAUGGUAGAAUUUAUCUUUUUAAAAAUUAAUUUUAGCGCAGGAAUUCAGUUUACAUGAAAAAAGGGAAGAGGUCCACCGUCGUUAAAGAAACCCCUUUUUGAUGACUGUUCACUGAAGCCUGUCGACGGUGAGGACUGAAAAGUUCGUUACAGACCUAACAUUUUUGCCAUUUCCCGUAACCUUCAGAUUUAGAAGGGUAUGGAUUUAGUAUUAAUAGCUAGAUUUUAGAAGUUUGUAUAAUAAUUACAAUUAUAAAUAGUUGCACUCUUAGAAAGCUGGGAUUGAUUCAAUACCGUGUGGUAUACAUAUAUGACUUUACCGAGUUGGAAUUGAAAGCUGGUAUAAAUUCGGUAUUAAAAUAAUACUUGACAGUAUUAUUUUCAAUACUAGUCGGUAUUAGAUUUUUAACCACGUAGUAUAGACCUAAUACCAGAUCAAUACUACGCGGUAGAGUCACAUAUACCGUCGAUUAUUGAUUUUAUUAAGAGUUUAGUGCUGCAUAUUUUUGUGAUAUGUCUACACACUUGAAAUUUUGGGACCUUCUCAAAGAUUCCUUGAAACCUCAUAAUAUUUUGUGAAGGCAGAAAAAUCUGACGAAAAAAUAAAUCAAAUGGUAAGUUCAGAUAGUUUGUUUGUUGACCGAUUUGCAAAUUUCCUGCACAUUCUUCCUCCCGUCAUUACAUGAAUUUAUUUUGUGUCCUGGGAUACAUUAAAGUUUUAAAUAGUUUGUAUAUUUAUUUAAACCUACAAAUAUACAUUUUCGAGUAUAUGAUUACAUCACGUGAUUUACGUGUCUUGAUAUCCAUCCAUGGAUUGGGUAAGCAAAGCGAAAAUGAUGCCAUGCACAAUUUGUUUGUAAUUGUUAUUACACUGCAAAUAAUUUGGUUAUAAUCCGGAGUCGUAACGUAUAUGACUAUACAGAGACGCGCACUACAUUUGGUAAAGAUUUUGUAAUAAAUCUUUACCAUUUUGGUAAUAAUUUUUACGACUUUGUAGUAUAAAGUUACCAAUUUGUAUUAAAUUAUUUACCAAAAUUCGUGACGUGUAUGACUGCAAAAUUAUUUAAUCGAAAUGUUUUUUUAUAUAAUAUGCAGAUAACAAUAAUAUGAUGGAUAAUUAUGUAUGGUAUUGGGCCACAGCAAAAAGGUGAAGAUUCGCAUCCUUGGAAAUGCUGAGCAUUUAUGGAACCCAGUUCAUGACUACACUUCUGUAGGAGCUUAUGUUCCGUAUACUCUGAGGUUGAAAUCUGAGGUUGAAAAUUUGAUAUGCGAGUGUUACUGUAGAAAUUGAAGGUUAGAAAUUAAAUAGUAUACGAUAUUUAACACUGAUUUAUUUAUUUAGUUAUUGAUUUAAUUAUUGAUUUAUUUAUUUAAUUAUUGAUUUAUUUAUUUAACACUUAAUACUGAUUUAUAUGUAGAUAUCUUUAAGUUAGAAAUUAUAAGAUGUGUUAAUGAUAAUUCAUUUCUAGAUGGGAAAAAACUAUGCAAAAUUAAGUACAUACCUAAGUUCGUAAUUAGGUGAUAAUAUUUUAACCAGUUUUAUGAUCUGAGAUAAAUAUGUUACAAUAAAUAGAUGGAAAAUUUAAUAACUGAACAUUUUAUUUUGACCAGAAAAAUCCAAAAUUUUAAAUUUUAACUCUCGUAUGUAUUUCCUCAUAGCGAAUGAAUUUAAGGAGUUCGAGUAAUAUAAAAUAUUUGAUGGAGUAAAAACAUGUCUCAAUUAUUCACGUAAACAUUUAUAGAUAAACUACGA